ACUUUAAUGGUGUUAUUAGUUUUGCGCCGGUGUGCUAAAGUUAGCACGGUUGCGUGACCUGUAGCAGAAGUUCGACGAUGCCUCUCCUCCGGACGUGCUCGGUACCUGAAGAGUCUGAAAAGUGACACACAGAAGACCAUUUAAUUUUCUUUUUAGCCUGAAGCUCAACUCCUUCGGUCCUUUGGGAUCAUGGCUAAAGAUGUUGGUCUGAUAGAAACAAACGGAGAGUUGAAGGUUUUCAUCGAUCAAAAUCUGAGCCCUAGCAAAGGUGUCUUGUCUUUGGUUACUGUCCAGUCUACAUCUCUCCCCGUAGCCAAACAGCUACUACCCAAAACUCUUGGGCCAUCCAAUGUGAACAUUGCUGCACACAUGCAACAUGUGCCACACAUGGUGAUAGGAACCCCCCAGCGGCCGACGGUAUCCAAUACCAUUUUGGUAAACAGUCCACACACACCCAGUUCCCAGUUCCUCACUCAAAGUCAACCAUCAGAUGCCUCUCCGUGGUCAUCAGGAAAACGUGGUAAAAAGGGGGAAAAGAACGGAAAGGGAUUGAGGCAUUUCUCCAUGAAAGUGUGUGAGAAGGUUCAGAAGAAAGGAAUAACCACCUACAAUGAAGUGGCAGAUGAACUGGUUGCAGAAUUCAGCUCUGCAGACAGCCACAUGUCACCCAAUGACGCGCACGUGUAUGACCAGAAGAACAUUCGGCGGCGUGUGUACGAUGCACUUAAUGUGCUUAUGGCCAUGAACAUUAUCUCUAAAGAAAAGAAAGAAAUCAAAUGGAUUGGCCUUCCCACCAACUCGGCGCAAGAGUGCCAAAACCUUGAGGUUGAGAGACAAAGGCGGCUGGAGAGAAUUAAGCAGAAACAAUCACAGCUUCAGGAGCUCAUACUGCAGCAAAUAGCUUUUAAGAACCUGGUUCAGCGGAACAGACUGACGGAGCAGCAAGCAAACCGACCUCCGCCUCCCAACUCCAUCAUCCACCUCCCGUUCAUUAUCGUCAACACCAGCAAGAAAACUGUCAUUGACUGCAGCAUCUCCAACGACAAGUUCGAGUAUUUGUUCAAUUUCGACAGCAUGUUUGAGAUCCAUGACGACAUCGAGGUGCUGAAACGUAUGGGCAUGGCCUGCGGUCUGGAGGUGGGGAAGUGUUCUCCGGAGGAUCUGAAGGUUGCGCGUAGCCUGGUGCCCAAAGCUCUGGAGCCCUACGUGAUAGAGAUGGCAAAGGGCCCCAUCAGUAACGUCUACAUCACUGGAGGGUCCUCGGCUAAUGGAACCCGUUACCCUGCAAGCAGUGACGGCUGCACCGACGGCACCAUGGCCUCCAGCUCGAACGACUCUCACUACAGCGGGUCUCGCGUGGAGACGCCAGUGUCUUACAUGGGGGACGACGACGACGAGGACGAGUACGACGAGAACGACGACGACGACUAGCCCGCCCGCGGCGCGCCUCUCCAAUAAGCACAGUCCUUUGAAACCACCUCCGCCGCGGGAGUUUAGUCCCUUUUUUGUGUGUGUGUGUGCUUCUUCAACCUUCCCCGCCCGUUUCCCAUGCCUGUAUUUCUGUCUGGCUUUCUCAGGGGUGUAGAUGAAUAUUGAAAGAACAGAGGUGUAUGUUGCAGCCAUCUUUUUUAUGCUCCUGAAUCACGCGCAACUGCAACACAGCCUCGGGGCAGGUGUCGUCCAGGGGAACUGUAGUCUGUGGCCCGGCCACCACGCUGAAGUCUCAGUAUGUUUAAUCCACUUCUCAAUAAGCCAUCCCACUAAAGAAAAACCUCUGUAAAACCUUCUGCUGUUGGAGAAUGUAUAAUGUACUUUUUUUGGGAAUAGUUAUUCCUAUUUUUUUGCAACUACAUACGGCAGACAUGAUGAUCAAAAUGUUCCGAUGGCCAACGUGUCUGCUUUGACAUGCUGUGUCGACGCAACACCGCGGAGUCUGAAUGACCGUUGCCAUGGCAUCCCAGGAUUGGGGCUCCAUCAGAUGUGGUGACACACUUUUUUUGUGUGUUUUUGUGUUCCCUGCAAUAAUUUGAAAUAGUUUCUUAACCUCCAUUGUGUUGGGCUGGCUUCCUUCUGUUCUGUAGGCAGCUGCUUUCCCCCCCAUGUUGUUUUUUGUUUUUUUGUAUUCUGGAGUUGCGGAUUUCUCCGUCACCGCCCUGUCAACGCCUUGGUAGUGUUUACAAAAUAAUGGCACCAGCAAGGUAAAGACUUUUUAUAACCCAGGCUCCGGAUAGGUAAAUAAGCUUUGUUUGUGAAUUACGUAUAUGAAUGCUAUGGCGAGUGUAGCUUAUAGUAUCCUGUAGAGGCCAGUGGUAAAGAUAGACCGUCACCAAUUAUUGAUGUAACAACAUGCAACGUGGUUACAUAGGUCUUAUGUACUCCCUUCAAAAAUCUCCCUUUUAAAACUUAGCAACACGUGUACUGAUUUCCAAAAACCUUUUCUGUAAUCUAAUAUAAGUUUGCAAAUUAAAAUAUAGAUUGUUUUAAUAA
Molecule: messenger RNA, 2487 nt
Organism: Pseudoliparis swirei
Lineage: Eukaryota; Metazoa; Chordata; Actinopteri; Perciformes; Liparidae
Product: transcription factor Dp-1-like
Exons: 12
Coding region: 190-1431 (413 amino acids)
Biological process (GO): regulation of cell cycle; regulation of transcription by RNA polymerase II
Cellular component (GO): nucleus; transcription regulator complex
Molecular function (GO): DNA-binding transcription factor activity, RNA polymerase II-specific; RNA polymerase II transcription regulatory region sequence-specific DNA binding
Source: RefSeq, a predicted model, not a curated record